UCUAACACAAAUACCCUUUCAUUCCUUUCAUUUUUCUUUCAUUCUUUACGUCUUUCAAUUUAUAGAUUCUGGCACUGACAAAUUUCAUGACCAUUCCUCUUUUUCUUUUGUUCCAAAAUGUCACAUGAAUCACCUAUGAUUCUUAAUGGUUACCAACUCCAGAGAGACAACACCCUUUAAUUCUUAGUGAAAAUGUUUCAAGGAUUGUUGAAACCAAAAAGUUAUACAAAAUGCAAAAAUUGCUUGAAGUUGAUAAAGACAAGAUUAGAAACAAUAAGGAAGAAGCGAAACGCAGUGCAAAAAUUUCUUAAGAAAGAUCUUGUUGAUCUUCUCAAGAAUUCUCUUGAAUACAAUGCAUAUGGAAGGGCUGAAGGGUUAUUGGUGGAGCAGAAUAUGUCAGCUUGCUACGAACUCAUUGCCAAGUUUGCUGGAUGCAUAUCGAGUCAUGUUCGAGAAUUUUCUAAGCAAGACAAUUGCCCUGAUGAAUGCAAGGAAGCCAUACCUUCAUUGAUAUACGCUGCUGCAAGAUUUUCCGAUCUUCCAGAACUACGCGAUUUGAGAACAUUGUUUCAACAGAAAUUUGGGGAUUCUCUUGAUCCUUACACAAGUAAAGAGUUUAUUGAGAGAUUGAGGCAAACUCCUCCUACAAAAGAAAUGAAGAUCCAGCUAUUGCAUGAAUUAGCACAAGAGCACUCUAUUGAAUGGGAUAGGAAGGCUUUGGAGCAGAAACUUUAUUUACCUCCUCCUGUUUUACAUAAAGAGAAAGAGAAACCAAAACAUGGUCAACAAAAUGAUCAUGGUGAUUUGAAAUUCCAAAAGAACAUUAAUGAUAACAUCAAGCCUAAAACAGAUGAUUUCCAAUGGAGGGUGCGAAGAAGCAAUGAAAAUGAAACUGCUAGCACUAACGGUUCAUCCCUUGAUCGCAAAAAGUCUCGUUCAAGUUCAUUCGAAAAUGUAUUUGAGGAGGAGGAAACAGAAACUAAGAAACCAUUUUCCAAUAAGCAUGUUCCACCUCCUUAUGUCAAAGAAGUUAAAGUCGAAAGCAAUAUGAAGAAAACAGUUGAAGCUCUACCUGCUGAAAAGCCGAAACCAAGAUCAGUGAGAAGGAGACCUCUAAAACCACCACCUGUUGAAAACACAGUUAAAGAUUUUUCUGAAACAGGUGGUGCAUUGGAUGAAGAAAUGAUAUUAGAUGGACUUUUAAUGCGAUACGUUAACAAACAAACUCCUAAUGAACCUGGCAUGGGAAAAGAACAUGUAAAGGAUCAAAAUAGAAGGUAUGAAAAAUCAAGUUCACCUGUUGCUAAAACUUGGAGAAGAAAAUCUCUUCCUCAAAGAGAAUCAAGUAGGAUGGAUACAUUACAAGCAAAUGAUAGAGCUACUUCCUUAGUACCUGAAAUGAUGAGGACAACAACCACAGGGCAUGUGCAUCCUAGUCUACCAGAUUAUGAGGACUUGUCGGAUCGUCUAGCAUCUCUCAGAAGAACAUAAUGCCCUAUGAUAUUUUUUGUAACUUUGGAUUGGAUAUUUCUUAUGUUUGUUAAUUCUCCAUAUGGGUGCUGUAUAGACUCUAUUGGUAUGUUUGUAUUUUAAGAUUUGAAUCAGGAUAUAUGAUAAAUUGAUCGUCUAGACUAUAGUUUUUGACCCAA
Medicago truncatula (barrel medic) is the source of this 1649-nucleotide messenger RNA. RefSeq lists its product as uncharacterized. Gene Ontology annotation, biological process: protein transport. The transcript has 7 exons. Lineage: Eukaryota; Viridiplantae; Streptophyta; Magnoliopsida; Fabales; Fabaceae. The coding region runs from base 193 to 1491 and encodes 432 amino acids. The record is from RefSeq and is a predicted model, not a curated record.